UCCCCCUCCGUUUCCGAGUGGAACAUUCCAGUGGCUGUGUGUGUGCUUGUUGUAGGACAGGGAGGGAGGGCGAGCAACAUGGCGUCUGAGCAGGAGAGCUCAAAUGGUCCGGUGAAGAAGUCCAUGCGGGAGAAGGCCAUUGAGCGAAGGACUGUCAGUAAGGAACACAACAGCAACUUCAAGGCUGGAUAUGUUCCCAUAGAGGAGGAAAGACUGCACAAGACAGGGCUGAGGGGUCGGAAAGGCAACAUUGCCGUGUGCAUCAUAGUCCUGCUUUUCCUGCUUGCACUCAUCAACCUCAUUAUAACUCUGGUGAUCUGGACAGUUAUUCGGAUCGGCCCUAAUGGCUGUGACAGCAUGGAGUUCCACGAGAGUGGCCUGCUGCGCUUCAAGCAGAAAGCUGACAUGGGGGUGGUCCGUCCGCUGUACAAGAGCACCGUGGGAGGCAGGAAGGACCAGGACCUUGUCAUCACUGGCAACAACAACCCAGUGGUGUUUCAACAAGGCAACACCAAGCUAAGUGUUGAGAAAGAUAAGACGUCUAUCACCAGUGACCUGGGCAUUUCCUUCACCGACCCACGCACACAAACCACCUUUUUCAGCACAGACUUCGAUAACCACGAGUUCCACCUGCCCAAACAGGUCAAAGUGCUCAACGUGAAGAAAGCCUCAACUGAAAGGAUCACCAGCAACGCAUCGUCCGAUCUCUUGAUCAAAGGUGACGGCAAGGCCAUCGUUCGUGGAAACGAGGGCGUCUUCAUCAUGGGCAAGAUGAUCGAGUUCAGGAUGGGGGGCGAUAUCGAGCUCAAAGCUGAGAACAGCAUUAUCCUGAAUGGCUCCGUGAUGUUCAGUCCAUCACUCAUCCCUGACACCUCUGUGGGAGGUGGGUUUAACUUCAACGAUGUUGAGAGGUACAAGCUCUGUAUGUGUGCCGACGGAACCCUUUUCAGAGUGCAGGUCAAAUACCCCAACAUGGGCUGCCAGACCACGGACAACCCCUGUAGAGUGGUGCACUGAAAGGAUGGGAAUUUCACAAGACUCCCUCACACACACGCACACACACCUGUUGAGAAUUGAUAACAGCUCUGCGAAAUAAAGUUUGUGUACUUCAACACAAAUUCAUGGUUAAGUAAAGAUUGAUCUAUAGCCGUAAUUACAUAAAACCUAAAUACACUCACAUUCUGAUUUUACCGUAUGUAAGGCAUUUAAGGGUAUUUAAGUCUUUUAAUAAUUACUCUGAACCUUUAACCCCACCUUACACAAACACUCUUCUUUUUAAUUACUUAACGACUUGGCCAAAGAACUCCCGGUGGUUUAUCAUUCAUUCACCUUGGCAUUUUUUAUGCUGUUGUUUUUUUUUUUUUUAAAGCUGAUUGCUCUUCCAUGCAGUAAGUUGAUAUGAAGAAUAGAUAAGUAUUUCUGCCAGUAUUAUAUCAAAUUAUAUCUUUAUUUUAUUUUUUAGUGUAGCAAUUUCUGAAAUCCGCAAUAUGUCCCAGAACACAUUUUGUCUGAUAAAAACUAUUGGGAAAAUCCAGGCAGCUUGUGGGUCAUGGAAUGUUACACAAGGUGUCAGAUACUUGAAAACUUGUAAAAGUUUUCAGCAGACGAGAAAAAUACUGUAAAGUAAGUGCAUUCAAAAAUAGAAGUAUAGAAGCAUCACCAGUUGAAUUGGAUCAAUUAACAAAAUGGAAAGUAAAUAAACAAGAGAAAUCUGAAUCGAAUUAAUAUUUGGUGUGACCACAUUUUCCAUGCAAAACAGUCAGUUCUUCUAGUUACACUUAAACGCAGAUUUUAAAGGAACUCUGCUCACUCACUUUUAAGCCUCAUACACAGCGGUUUCUGUUUUAGGUAAUGAAUCCCCGACAUUGUACAAGUGUACUUAGAAGUAUUAAUGCUGACGAAUGGAUUAAUGUGACGACUAUUUUUGAAAGCAUUCUCACUUUACGUGUCUAUAUAUAUAUAUAAACACACACAUGCAGGUAGCCCCGAAGUUUCGAUGGUUCGACUUAGGAUGGCGAUAGCAACACUACACAAUUGUAGUGUCUUCUGAUCUUUUGAUGUCUUGCCCUCGCCAGCUGCCGACAGAGUUCAGUUGUCUCUGUGUUAGAGCACGUAUAUGGUUCUGUGUUUUGGUGUUCCGAAGCCCAAUUUGAACUCUUGUCUCUUUCCUUUUUUAUCGGCUGAUCACCAUUCUCUUUAAGACUCCUGGGUAGGCUGGGCCAUGUCUCAACUUACCAUACUUUUAAGUUAUGAUGAGGUCAUCGCAUCUCGAUCGCAAGUCAGGGAUUUCCUGUGUUUAUAUACAGUGUAAACACAAACACACACACAUGCACUUCACUGUAAAACAAAUCAUCUCAGUUUACUUUUUUUAAGAAAAUAAAAUGUAUUAGCAAUAUAGAGUCUUUAAAAGGGAAGAAAUAUUCACUAUAUCACAUAACCUCGCAUUCAUAGGUCACUUAACCAACUGCUGUCAUCACGGAUUAUAGUAAAUAUCGGAUAAACUGACACUACUGGUUGGGGUUUUUUUUUCUUUCUAAAAUGUUUUGCAGUCUGACAGCCCAAUUACGUUUACUUUAUUUAACGGUGCCAUAUAAUUUUU
Molecule: messenger RNA, 2599 nt
Organism: Silurus meridionalis
Lineage: Eukaryota; Metazoa; Chordata; Actinopteri; Siluriformes; Siluridae
Gene: sgcb
Product: sarcoglycan, beta (dystrophin-associated glycoprotein)
Exons: 6
Coding region: 79-1017 (312 amino acids)
Biological process (GO): muscle organ development
Cellular component (GO): sarcolemma; sarcoglycan complex
Source: RefSeq, a predicted model, not a curated record